GCGAGGAAGAAAACGGCGGCGGCGGCGCAAACGGGGGCGGGGGCGGGGGAUCGGAAGUUCCGGGGGGUGCGGCGGAGGCCGUGGGGGAAGUACGCGGCGGAGAUCCGGGACCCGGCGCGCGGGGUGCGCGUGUGGCUCGGCACCUUCGACACCGCGGAGGAGGCCGCGAUGGUGUACGACUCCGCCGCGCUCCAGCUCCGCGGCCCCCGCGCGGCCACCAACUUCUCCUCCCCCGCCGCGGCGGCGGCGGCGCCGCCGCCGGAGAAGGCGCCGGCGCCGGAGAAGAAGGCCCAGGCGCCGCCCCAGGGCGGCGACCGCGGCCUCGCCCCUGCUGCUAAGUAAGUGGUGGUGGUGGUGGUGCUUUGCGAGGGUUUUGGGAGGAGAUCCUGUGUGGAUCUCUCUCCCCCCCUCUUUACCCUUAUCUCUUUCUAGGGUUUUUAACUUUAGAUGUUGCAAUUUUUCUGAUUUUUUUUUUCUUCUUUUUCUUUUUUCUUGGGUGGUGGGGAGAAGGUUUAGUUUGUAAUAAUUAGGCGGAUUUGUUUUCUUUUUUUU
Molecule: messenger RNA, 552 nt
Organism: Ananas comosus (pineapple)
Lineage: Eukaryota; Viridiplantae; Streptophyta; Magnoliopsida; Poales; Bromeliaceae
Product: ethylene-responsive transcription factor CRF2-like
Exons: 1
Biological process (GO): regulation of DNA-templated transcription
Molecular function (GO): DNA-binding transcription factor activity; DNA binding
Source: RefSeq, a predicted model, not a curated record